AUGGGCCAAGUUAUGUUAUAUGUCGAUGGAAUGAAUGGAAUAAUUGCUCAUAUAGAAACAGUUCAAUGGCUUUAUGAAUUACUUGAUUCUCCGGUCGGUUUAAAUUUCUGCUCUUUUUAUAGAGAAGAUUGA
Dracunculus medinensis (Guinea worm) is the source of this 132-nucleotide messenger RNA. Lineage: Eukaryota; Metazoa; Nematoda; Chromadorea; Rhabditida; Dracunculidae. The record is from the annotation of a GenBank genome assembly.